AUGGAAAUUUUCUUCAAGCACCCAAUUGCUAGUCGAGGUUGGCAUGUUUAUGGUAAAACUGUCUGGACAAUUCCAAAGAAACGUCAAAGAUUGUAUGGCCAGAAAGAACGAGAUGCAGAGGCACUUCUUGUUGAUCAGUACGCUGUCGCCUGGUUGAUGAAGAGCAAAGAAAAUCUUGUAGUCGAUGUUGUUGGCAAUGUGCCACAAGAAAUAUCACGUUUUGUGUACUUUUUUCUACAUCACGUGCGUAGCAUCGAUGCAGUAGUUGAGGAUGAAAAAUAUAGGCCUUCUCCAAUCGCAAAGGGAGGACUUGAGAUAGUCCUCCGAGGCACGUUUAAAAUUGACGACAGCAAGCGGUCUCUUCUUCACCGUCUGAAAGAACUUAUUGAAAAGAACUACGAGCUUCUUUACGAAUCAGCUACAGAUGAAGAAGAAUCACUUGCUAGUGAUCUGUCAAUUGUGUUCAUGAUUGAUGAUGAAGCCGAAGAGGAGUAG
Messenger RNA from Porites lobata, 495 nucleotides. NCBI's taxonomy places the organism in Eukaryota, Metazoa, Cnidaria, Anthozoa, Scleractinia, Poritidae. The record is from the annotation of a GenBank genome assembly.